Fragaria vesca subsp. vesca is the source of this 1443-nucleotide messenger RNA. RefSeq names its product vinorine synthase-like. The record is from RefSeq and is a predicted model, not a curated record. Lineage: Eukaryota; Viridiplantae; Streptophyta; Magnoliopsida; Rosales; Rosaceae. The coding region runs from base 1 to 1443 and encodes 480 amino acids. The transcript has a single exon.
AUGGAGGUCCAAAUAAUUUCCCAGGAGUACAUCAAGCCCUCUUCCCCAACACCUCCACACUUGAACACUUACAAAUUUUCUCUCUUGGAUCACUUAAUGCCUCCAGUUUAUGUUCCCAUGAUCUUGUUCUAUCCUCCUGUUUCACCUCCCAUUUCUACUAGCAGUGAAAGAUCACAAGCUCUCAAACAAUCUCUCUCGGAAACCCUGACUCGCUUUUACCCGCUUGCAGGAAGAAUCAGAAGCAAUCUUUGCAUAGAUUGCAACGAUGAAGGAGCUUAUUACAUAGAGGCUAAGGUUGAGUCUCAUGACCUCUCGGAGUUUCUGCAGCAUCCGGAUUUGUCACUAUUCCCUAAGCUCGUUCCACCUUUCAACAGUUUGCUAGAUUACACUGAUCAACUUACGAAUCCCACCACCACCCCAGGAGGAGGACCUGAUGUAGUCAUGGUACAAGUGACCAACUUCGCCUGCGGCGGCUUUGUGAUUGGAGUGUAUGUUUCUCACAUGAUUGUUGAUGGUGUUGCCAUUAGCACUUUUCUCCAGGCUUGGGCUGCAGCCACAGCACAGAAUCAAUCAGGUGAUCAGUGUAUUCAUGUGUUGCCUAGUUUUGAUGGUGCAACAUUGUUCCCUCCGAUUCAUGAUGAACAAGGAAAGUUUGCACACCCAACAGAAGCAACUAUGAGGGGCUUGUACAGGCGUUUUGCCAAGAAAGGAAGGUGUGUUAAUAAGAGAUUUGUAUUUGAGGCCUCAGCUGUGGCCAAACUUAAAGAGCUAGCAGCAACAUCAUCAUUACAGAAUCCAAGUCGGGUGGAGGCAGUUUCGGCAUUCAUCUGGAAAUGCGCCAGAGCUGCUUGGAAGGCCAAGUCUGGUCGAUCUGCACCAAGUUUGAUAACACACGCAGUGAAUUUGCGCCGAAGAGCUGACCCGAAUCUUCCACAAAAUAGUAUGGGGAAUUUUGUUUGUUUGACAGGUGCAAUAGCAAAUGAAUGUCACGGAGAAGAGGAGUUAGAGUUGUCAAGCUUGGUGAGCAAGAUGAGGGAAGCGACAUCGAAAGUCAAUGGUGACUUGGUGGCGAAGCUACAAGAUCAGGGCAGGUUGGAGACUUUGAGUAAGGUUUUCCAAGACAUGGCUGAUGCUAUUGCACUCUCCACUACUAAUGGGGAUGAUAAGGUGGAGAUGAACUUUAUUGGGUAUACAAGCAUUGCCUACUCUGGAGUGUAUGAUGCCGAUUUCGGCUGGGGAAAGCCUCUGUGGGUCGCUCCAGUUCAUGAGCCCUGCCACGAGGCCUUUUCGGUCAAUGUGGUUCGUUUGAUGGAUACAGGAGAAUGGGGAAACAAUGGAUUUGAAGCUUGGAUUUCUCUAGCUGAGGAAGAAAUGAUAUUAUUGCAAAGCAAUCAGGACUUGCUUGCUUUUGCUUCUCUUAAUCCUAGUAUUCUCCUCAGGUAA